Molecule: messenger RNA, 1455 nt
Organism: Exophiala spinifera
Lineage: Eukaryota; Fungi; Ascomycota; Eurotiomycetes; Chaetothyriales; Herpotrichiellaceae
Exons: 5
Coding region: 1-1455 (484 amino acids)
Source: RefSeq, a predicted model, not a curated record
AUGCCUACCGCAUUGGGCAAAAUGGCUACACUACAUUUCUGCCCGCUUUGCGACAAACCAUUCGUCAAGGGUAUGCCUUCUAUUCCUCGCGUCUUCGAGAAGUCGCCAUUGUCUGACUCGUCCCCUAGAAUCCUCACGAAAUCGGCACCGUCGCUACUGUGGAAGCCGUACAACAAGUCGACCCCGAUCAUGCAGGGCGUGCAACACCUCAAAGGUCAAAUUCCAGAAGCCUGCAGCCCUACGACAUCACCAAGCAUAGAGGGGGCAGGGUCAGGCAGCGCCCCAACCGUCGCUACCGAAUUGACCGGUUCUGAGGACAGUCACUGCACGGCGGCACUCAAGCCCUUCAGUGGGCAUACCACGGCCGACAAUCUCGACAACGGUGAUUCUCUUCUUGAGCUAGCCAACACAGAGCCAUACUUGUUUCAAGACACGUUUGGUAGCUUCGACGGCUCAUCCCUCUUCGACGACUUACUGUGGGAUCAUCCUGGCUGUUCGACAACUGCGCCGACACUGACGAAAAGCCAGCUGCUCCACGUCAAUCAAGCAUCUGGCUGGUGCACAUGGACGCAACGAGGCCUUUCCUUCGCGGUAGACGUCGACACACCUCUGGCACGGAACGUUUCCAGCCAUUCACGGCCUGAAGCGCAACGAAGUGCCGACCUCGUCAUCCAAGCAUUGCGGGCCUUCCCUGUCAUGAUGCGCCGGAGAGAGACACUGCCCUGGUUUAUUCAUCCAUACUCCAGUGUUUCGUCGCUAACAGGACAAUCGAACUUACCUGACGCGAUAUCAGCAUGUAUGGGUAUCGCGCAGAUGUUGGCGUCUAGCACACCGGAAACGAAACCCUUUCUCUGGCGGACCAUCGGGGUGGAAUAUACUCGCCUUGUAAAUGAGAUGCCUCAGAUGUCUGCGUUCGAGAGUCUAGCGGCGCAGCAAGCCUGUAUGGUUUACCUAAUCAUGUGUAUCGUGGACUACUCAUCCGUCAAUGCCGAGUACGGCCAAGAACUCACACAUAUACUAUUUAAUUUCUGUGUCACAUUCAAAGACAUGUUUGGCGGACACGGGAGUGAGACCGAACUAGCAAACCCAAGUCUAUGUUGGGAAGACUGGGUCUUUGCCGAAUCUCGAAGACGCAUGACGAUUCUGUGGCUCCUCAUCGGUUGUGCUGCUUGUGUCAAGACGGGAGGUAUUUGCGAUUCCUCGGGCAGCACCAGAAACAUGCCACUCCCGGGGCCAAAGUCCAUAUGGGAAGCAACGUCUCAAACGUCAUGGGAGACGGAAUACGCAGCGAACCGAACGCUUCAGAUGGACCACGGAUUACUUACUGUCGGCGAUCUCAUUGACACGCAGAAUUCAGCCUGCAGUAACCCCGCCAGCGCGCGAAAACUAGACUGCUGGAAUGCGGGAAUCGACAAUGCUGGAUUUUUGGCCAACCUGAUUGGAUGUAUGGUAUGA